CGGCGGUACGUCAUUUCCCACAAUGCACCAGGACAGGAAUAAAUAGAGAGCCAAGAUGGCGGCGGACAGUGAUCCCGAGUCUGAAGUGUUUGAGAUCACUGACUUCACCACCGCGUCCGAGUGGGAGAGGUUCAUAUCCCGGCUCGAGGAGCUGCUGAAUGACUGGAAGCUGAUCGGGUCUCGUGUCGGGAAACCGCUGGAGAAGGGUGAGAUCACCAGCAGCUCGUGGGAGGAAAACACGCAGGAGAUCAACUUCGCUGAUUUCAAGUUCUCCAUCACACAUCACUGUCUGAAGCAGGAGUCAGCUGAGAAUGAAAGCAGGGAGGAAGCAGAGGAAGAUGUGUGUCCGCUGGCCCUGCAGGACCUGCUCUGCAUGAACAAUGACUUUCCUCCACGAGCUCACUGUCUCGUCAGAUGGUUCGGUGUGCGUGAGUUCGUGGUGAUUUCUCCAGGAGCCAACUGUGAAGCUGUGGUCAGCGAGUCCAAGUGUAACCUGCUGCUGAGCUCCAUGUCCAUCGCUCUGGCCAACACGGGCUGCCUGGUGCCGCUGUUCGUGCAGAUCCAGCAGAAGUGGAGGAAGAUGUACACGGGUGAGUGUCAGGGGCCCGGGGUCCGGACAGACUUCGAGAUGGUGCACCUGCGUAAAGCUCCUGGUCAGUACACACACCUCUCCGGCCUGCUGGACAUCUUCAAGAACAAGAUGAGCUGCCCGCUGACGCCGCUGCCGCCCAUCAGCAUCUCCAUCCGCUUCACCUUCGUGCUGCAGGACUGGCAGCAGUGCUCGUGGCCACAGCAGCCGCCAGACUUCGAUGCGCUCCUCGCUGGAGAGGUGGGAGGCGUGGAGUUCGGCAAACUUCCGUUCGGAGCGUGUGAAGAUCCCGUCAGCGAGCUGCAUCUCGCGACCACGUGGCCGAACCUGACGGAGGGAAUCGUGGUGGAUAACGACGUUUAUUCCGAUCUGGAUCCUCUUCAGGCUCCUCACUGGUCUGUUCGAGUGCGGAAAGCAGACAAUCCACAAAUGAGUGUAACUGAGCAUCAUCUGCUGUCGUGAUCCUCAGGUGAGUUCCUCAUGGAGUUCUUCAAGCUUUGCUGCCGGAAGGAAAGCACCGAGGAGAUUCUGGGGAGGAACCCGGUCGAGGAGGAAGGGAAAGAGAACAGUGACAUCACUCAAGCGCUGUCCAAGCUGACGGAGCCCGCAGCCGUCCCCAUCCACAAGCUGUCCGUCUCCAGCAUGGUGCACAGCGCGAGGAAACGCAUGCGGCGACACAGACGCGCCGAGGAGUCGCCACUCAACAACCACGUGCUCAACUCCAUCCUGCUGUAUCUGUUCCCAGAUGCAGCUCUGGAUAAAACAGACUUAAGCGAUGUCAAAUCCACGCAGCACAGCCCGGGAGAAAAGACUGAGUCGGAGGAUUACCAUCUCUAUAAUCAGCUGAAGUCGGCUCCGAGCGACAGUCUGACGUACCGUCUGGCCCUGUGUGUCUGUAUGGUGAACUUCCAUCACGGAGGAGUGAGAGCCGUGGCUCACCUGUGGCAGGAGUUUGUGCUGGAGAUGCGCUACCGCUGGGAGAACAACUGCCUGAUCUACGGCCUUGCUGAGCAGAAGAGCCUCUUUCAGAAAUCUUUCUGACCCCAAACUAUUGAGUGUUCGUGUGUUUUCACUGUGCACCUCCUCCAGAUGCUGAACUGCUGCAUCGAGCGCAAGAGAGCGAGGGAUGAUGGGAGGAAGAGCGGCGUGUCAGACAGGAGCCGUCAGGGGCCCGAGAGCGCGGGGCCCGCUGAAGUUUCUCCGGGGAAGUCCUGGGACUCGUGGAGCGACAGCGAGGAGGAGUUCUUCGAGUGUCUGAGCGACACGGAGGAGAUGAAGGAGACGGAGAACGAGAAAAAAACAGCCAAUAAGAGCAAAGCUGAAGGUCGCCUGCAGCCGCAUGGCAAACUGACUCUUCUGAACUCACCGGAGCCGCUCUUCAUCCCCGUCACACAGGAGCCCGCGCCCAUGACUGAAGACCUGCUGGAGGAGCAGUCGGAGGUUCUGGCCAAACUGGGCACGUCGGCUGAAGGAGCGCACCUCCGCGCCCGCAUGCAGAGCGCCUGCCUGCUCUCAGACAUGGAGUCCUUCAAGGCAGCGAAUCCCGGCUGUUGUCUGGAGGAUUUCGUGCGCUGGUAUUCUCCGAGAGAUUACGUGGAGGAGGAAGGGGUGGAGGCGGGAGAGACGGUCAUACGGGGCGACCUGAGCACCCGCAUGAAGAUCCCGGGGAACAUGUGGGUGGAGGCCUGGGAGACGGCCAAAGCCACGCCGGCCCGCCGACAGAAGAGGCUGUUUGACGACACCAAAGAGGCUGAGAAGGUGCUGCAUUACCUGGCGCUGCAGAAGCCGUCGGAUCUGACUCUGCACCUGAUGCCCUGCGUGCUGCACGCGGCUCUGCUCAAGAUCAAGGAGGAAGAAGCAUCUGAAGACAUCGCGUCGGUGCGUAAGGCGCUGCAGCAGGUCACCGCUCACGCCAGCAAACUGCUGCGGCACCCCAACCCUGACUUCAAGAAGCUGGAGGACCUCAUUCUUCAGAUGAGCGCGGUGGAGGCCGUCAUCGCUCGCGCCCGAUCGCUCAAGGCCAAGUUUGGCAUCGCUGGAGGACAGCGAGAGGAAGACGCGGACGAGCUGGAGAGGUUUGUCAGCUGUUUGCUGGAGGAGCCCGAGGUUUCUGUGAUUGGAGCCGGACGAGGACCUGCUGGAACCAUCAUCCAUAAGCUGUUCGUCAGCUCUCAGCGGGCCGCUCUGCUGGCGCCGCUGGAGGACGAGGCGGGUCGUUCUGGAGGGACGGAUGACAGGAAAGCGGUUCCGGAUUUUCCGCCCCCUGCUGGACGGGAGGUUCUGCUGCGCACCUGUGUGCCGCGGCCCGCGCCGUACUCCAAAGCCCUGCCGCAGCGGCUCUUCUGCGUGCUCCUGCGGGACGAGUUCAGGCUCGCCGGCGCCUUUUCCUCCGACACCUCCUUCUUCUGAGCGAUCGACCAGCGCAGGUUAACUGGGACGCAGGUUUCAGGAAAUAACGCCGAUGAGUGUCCUGCUGCACGCGUGUUCUUAUAGAGUCAAAACGCUUCACAUGUAAUCACGGGAAAUGGUUUCUGGAUCAGCGCUCUGAGGGUCUCAUCAGCUCUAAAAUGGUUUUAUAUCUGUUGGGUUUCACACAUGCUAAUAAUAUCAGUUCCCCUACUGUGUGCUUGAUGAGAGCAGCUCUAGAUUGAGUUCUCAACACUUUGCCUUAGGAAACAACACACACUCACGCUCACACACUCACACACACACGCUCCCUCACACACUCACACACGCUCACACACUCCCUC
Sinocyclocheilus rhinocerous is the source of this 3339-nucleotide messenger RNA. RefSeq names its product RAB3 GTPase activating protein subunit 1 (gene rab3gap1). NCBI's taxonomy places the organism in Eukaryota, Metazoa, Chordata, Actinopteri, Cypriniformes, Cyprinidae. Gene Ontology annotation, molecular function: GTPase activator activity. The record is from RefSeq and is a predicted model, not a curated record. The transcript is spliced from 23 exons. Gene Ontology annotation, biological process: positive regulation of GTPase activity.